Molecule: messenger RNA, 606 nt
Organism: Debaryomyces fabryi
Lineage: Eukaryota; Fungi; Ascomycota; Pichiomycetes; Serinales; Debaryomycetaceae
Exons: 1
Coding region: 1-606 (201 amino acids)
Molecular function (GO): protein binding
Source: RefSeq, a predicted model, not a curated record
AUGUCAACUGAAGCGGAAAAAAUCACGUCUCUUAGCCAAGAAGAAAUGGACUGCAUCAUCUACGAUGCCAGAGAAGGGGACUUGGAAACGUUGAAGGAAGUUUUUGAGGAGAUUCCAAAAAGCCUCUUAUUAUCCAUCAAGGACGACAUAACAUUAAGUACUCCAAUACACAUGGCAGCAGCUAACGGACAUUUUGAGGUCGUAAAAUACUUAUUAUCCAUUAUUCCUAAAAAAGAUGCAGAAACCUUGGCUUCACAACAAAAUGAAAGUGGUAAUACGCCCUUGCACUGGGCUGCCUACAAUGGUCAUUUACUGAUUGUGCAACUCUUGUGUGAAGAAUACAAUGUAGAUGUGUUUGUCAAAAACGGGUCUGGCCAUGACGUAAUGUACGAAGCUGAAAAUAACGGCCAAGAAGAAAUCGAGAAUUGGUUAUUGAAGAAGUACGCUGUUGAAGACAACUUCACGGUUGAUGAAAAUGAUGAUGAAACCAAAAUCACAUACAAGCCUGGUACUGAGAGUAAGGAAGCAGAUGAUAGAGCGAACGCAGUUGCCAGCUCAACCACCGACGAAAUAGAAAAAAAAGUCAGUGACUUGAGCAUUAAUUAA